GGAGGACGAGUCAUACUGGCUUCUCACACAUCACAUCCCACACUGGAUAUACCGGACUCCACCUGUCGCGAGCGCUGUGGUUUUUGUGUCCGUGUUGUAAGCGCGCGCUGACACAGGACUGCACGAGAAAAACACAGGCGCGAGACGAGGCUGUGUUUUUUUUUUUUUUGAGCGAGUGUCGUAGUAGUAAACAAAACAUUAACAAAGACAGGUGAAAGGACCGCUUGUGCUCUCACCGCCUGCUCUGUGUGUUGCCUUGUUUUUGUUUUGUUUUGUUGUUUUUUUUUCCCGAGGACAACGGAGGAAACAACAACCAUAAUUCUGGUGGAUGGUUUUAUCCGCAGUGCCUCAGCCAACCAGCCAACCGGGGAGCAGAAUGUCAAGACAGCAGCAGCACCGGACGCCGUUAAAACUCACCGACAACGUGGUGGAGGUCAAGAGCAAAUUUGAGGCAGAAUACCGUCGCUUCGCUCUGAAGAGGAACGGCCCGGGGGGCUUCCAGGAGUUCUACCGUCUCCUCCAAACCAUCCAUCACAUCCCUGGUGUCGACGUGCUACUAGGAUAUGCCGAUGACCACGGAGACCUCCUUCCAAUUAACAAUGACGACAACUUCCACAAAGCUGUGUCGUUAGCCAAUCCGCUGCUCCGCAUUAUCAUAACCAAGAAAGAGGAUGAGCCUGUAGUUUUUGCCACCAACUCCCUUCAGAGGCGUAAAAAGGGUCUGGGUCUAACUGGACUCCGCACCACCGGAUCAAGUUCCACCCACUCAAAGAGCAGACCAGGCCUUAUGAUUGGCCUACCACAGAACUUCAGGCAGAUCUCUUCCAUCAUUGAUGUGGACAUCUUACCUGAGACACACCGACGUGUACGUCUCCACAAGCAUGGUACCCACAAACCACUGGGUUUCUACAUCCGUGAUGGGGUUAGCGUCCGGGUGACACCACAGGGUGUAGAGAAGGUUCCAGGGGUGUUCAUAUCCCGUCUGGUACGUGGCGGGCUCGCAGAGAGCACAGGGCUGCUGGGAGUUAAUGAUGAGAUCCUGGAGGUCAAUGGUAUCGAUGUAGCAGGAAAAUCUUUGGAUCAGGUGACGGACAUGAUGGUGGCCAACAGCCACAACCUCAUUGUGACAGUGAAACCGGCUAACCAGAGAAACAACGUGGUGCAUCGUGGGAGUAAAAUGUCAGUGGGCAACUCUGGUUCAGUGGGCUCAGCUGGAUCUACAGGCUCUGCUCUGUCACAUGACUCACCAAGCCCCGCCUCUCAGAGCAACCCCAUCACUGCAAGCAACAGCAUUGCUGAGGGUGACAGUGAUGAUGAAGAUGAUGAUGGCGACCUCAUUCUAGAGAACGACUGCCUGACGCCCUACGAAUCUCACCGGGUAGCCAACAGCAACAACACUAACCUCAACAGAGACUCACCUAGCAACAGGCUGCACAACUCCACUGUGGUUAGGCCCCUCACACAGAGCGUCUCGUUGCCCAAUAGCUUUGGAGCACCCCUGAGUGACAGCUCCAUGAUGAUGUCCAAUCACAACGGAAACCCCGCCCACACAGCCAGUAGCAGUCAAGAGAGUAUGAGAGAGGACGGCAACAUAAUAACACUGUAACCAUGACAACACUGAAAGCAACACUGUAACAGUGAGGACUAUGGAAUGUUAGAACCAUGGUAACCAACCACAGAGUGCUGUAACCAUGACAACUACAGACGACUGUGCUCCCGGAAACCAGAUAGCAGACUCAAAAGCACCUUUAUCUUUUAACUUGUCUUUUGGUUAAGGAUGAACCUGGAGUUUUUGACUUCCUUGACACGUUAUGACACUUACAGGACUGCAGAGAUACAGCUUCAUGUCCCAUGCUAGCCAGGGUGGAUCAUGGGCUUCCAUCAUCUAUGGGCAACGCUAACUUUUUACAUCUGCAAAAUAUGGUUGAGGUAAUGUAUAGAGCUGAAUUGUAAGGUUCUAGAAGCAAAAAUAUCAUUUACUGUCAAAGGAGGGGAAUUAUUUAAAUGCCAUAAUGUAUUAACUGAUCAGUGUCGACUUACUGAGAGCAAAUUGAUUGAGUAAUAAUGUAAAUGCUUCUGUAAAAGCCAUAAGUCAGUUUGAUGUCAAUGUAUGUAAGAAAUCAUCUUUGAUUCACAAAUUGCUUGUGAAACCUACAAAACCUAGAUGAAGUUAGACCAGUCAAAGACAUUAUUACCAACUUCAGGAAAGUUGACUUGUUGGAUACUACAACAGAUUAAUAGAACAAAUACCGUAAAAACAUGUCUGUGGCGGUGCAACAAGCAGCGCAAGCAGCGCUCUGACAGGCUGAUAGAUUCCUGUCUGUGUGGUGCACAGAUAGAAACAAUAAGGUGGGAGGUUAAAUCAGAUGAGGCAGUGCAAAGCCAGUUUUUUGGUAUUUUGGUGAAAACUGGGUCUUAGAUGUUGUGCUAGACCAAAAUAGACAUCUCAAACUUACAUCUGUUUCUGGGCCAAAGUCGUUCUUGUUGGUUUUAUCAUCAAGAACAAACUAAAACCUUGCUGGAAACAUGCAGCAAUAGUGGAAUAAUGCUUAAAAUGUAAAUAAACUAUUUUAAUCAAACACUCUUCAACCAGUAGAUGUGUUUAAAUUGACAUUCAAACAGUCAUACAGUAAAUCAGUCUGCAUUGAUCUAUAAAUGAAUUUGGGUGAUUCUUACAGUAUCUGUUGUCCACAGAUUGCAGUUCCAGUGCACAUCUCACUUCUCAGUUGUCAUUCUUCACUGACUCAGCUGUUUCAGAGCCAAGAGACCAGUGUUGCGAUUGGCUGAGAGUGUAUUUAUCAAUCACCACACCCUCUGAUCUAUAAUCCUCCUCAUCUUUGCACAUACAUGGUCUGUGUGCUCAAGAACUACUGCUUUGCACUGACCGUUGCACUUGCAACAUGAAAAUAAGGCCCUAAAGGAAGGAUAAAUCACAUAACACCAAAAUAUAUACACAGCAGAACAGAGAAAAGUGUUCAGAAACAGUUCAAAGUGACAAGAAAGGGAUUCAGUGAUAUUUGCAAUACUUAAUUAUUAUUUUUUGUAAUUAUUUAGAUUUUUCUCUCCUAAUCAGUUGUCAUACAGUUAUCAUGAUUCAUCUCAUUGGUUUGAUAAGAGGCUUAAAAUCUAUAUAGGGAUUUUCUGAAAUGUGUAUAAAUAACAUGACUGGGACAUUUGGUUCCAUAGUACACAUUACUGAAAAAAAGAUGACCAGCUCUACUAUAUUGUUAGACCAAGACCUACCUUUUUACAAUCUGGCAUUGUAAAUAUGGAAACACGAUUGCUGUGAAUCACAUAUAUCAAUAUUAUAAUUUUUAAAUAAUUUCAGCAACAGUUACUCAGGAAAAAAGGAUGAGAAGCAGAUGGAAAGGUGUGUUAAAUGGGCGAUGCAGAUACACAGUGAUUAUCUUUGAAGAUUUUCUCACAAAAUUUAAGAGUCUGAGAAUCAGAGUCAUCAGCUCCCCUGCGCUUCUCAGCUAAGCAAACUAUUCACAUGCACAUGUAACAGUGGACUAAGCAGAAGUUUCUGUUUUGGGCGGGCCAAUACAAAAGUGGGUGGGCCAUCUUUUUUCAGAAAAACUGACUUAUUAAAAGAAGAGGAAAAAAGAACAAACAUAGACAAACUGAAAAAUGAGCAACCAGUUUACUUUGCAACAUUCUGCAUCACAAAGGCAAUAACAGCGAAACACUGCCUAUCCAACAUCCAGUCUGUAAAGGCUGUACACAGCAGUAAAGACAAAAAGCGGCAAAGUGGCAACUCAACGUAAACCCAAAUAGCAAAGGUGUUAACUAAGACAGCAGUUGCACAUGUAACAUUUCCCUUGUGCAUUCAUUAUUGCCUACAGCCAUUGUUGCCUCAGUACUGGUCAGCUCAUGAAAAACCAAGUAGGCACGUCAACAGUGACAACAAUGGCGGAAAGUUUUGAAGACAAGUUAAGAGACCAAGUUCUCCAAGUGUAGCCAUGUUUAUUUUUUACAUCACGCUUCUCCCUCUUCUUCUUUGCGUUUUUUGGCGGAUUUUACAUCAUGUAAAUCCAGAAGUUCUAUUUAUAUCCUUAGUUCUCUGGUGUGCCCUCUAGUGGAAUCUUCCAGGAACAUGCAACAUACAUAGGCAAGUAUGUGAACAAUAACCUUACGACACAGCUGGUCGUCGACACUAAUGCGUGGUUAAAAAGUAACUGUAUCUCCAGCCUUACACCCAGGGUCUGUUUUUGCUGGACCAGCUCACACACGACAGAAAAAAAGUAUUACAGCAACACAAAUGGGCCUAUAGACCGCCAGCCACCUGGGGGCUGCAGUUCCCCCAGCACCCCUACUUCCCGUGGCUAUGGGUGAACCCGCAUCAGGCUGACCGGGAGAAAGUGCCGUACCGCCAGGGAGAGAGUGUCCAGGCUGACCUCGCUGUGGGCUGAUGAGUCUGGUGGACUCAGUCGAUGGAGGUGGUGGCGCUUCUUCUUCCUCAACUUUUUUCAAAUAACACAUUAGAACUUUGUUUAGCUAUUGUUGUAGCAUUAACAUUACAUCGCCUUAAAAGCCAGCUAGCUGGCUGAAGGCAGCUCAGGAAGGUCAGCGUGUCAGAACCAGAGCAACCAAUUACAUUCCAGAGACUUCCUACGACUUAUCUCAACAGUUUAAUCAGAGGACAAAUUCAACACACAAGUCAAGUCAACAAUAAAUCCAGUUAAUAUUUAUUUAUUUCCAUAUAUAUAUGUUUUAUAUUUAUUGUUACAAAACAUAUUUUGAUCAAAGUUGGCUGGGUGGGCCAGUGAGUAAUGUGGGUGGACCAGUGUCACCCAGGCCCAUUACUGGCUACACACCUGACAUGUACACAAACACACUGAACCAGUGGGGAGUGGGGGUCAAAAUAAGGAAAUUCCUGUCAUGUCAAACAGUCUGAGAGCAGUGCAGUAUGGGACACAGAGUGCUCUUUUACUCUUAUCUGGGUCACAUAAACCUGUGCGUGAGAGUGUGUGUGAGGCCAUGUCUUUGUUGUUGGAGCACUGGGGAUAUUGCCUUACAGUCAUAAAUGUUGGCUGGCUCAGUCACACACUGCACUCUUUCUUUACUGUCCUCUGUCUCACAUUCAGCUUUCAAUCACAUCAAAAUAAUUAACAACAAUCAAACAAUCCAGUAUUCUUUCUCAAAAUCUUGGCCUGACUGUCAAGCAUAAUCAUAGUGUCAGUACUGUUGACAAAAUAUUAGCUUACAAUACAUGCAUUCACAGAGAUACUGAGAUGGGAACCAUGCUUCUUCAUUUAAAGUCAUAAUAUUAUACAAUGUACAAUAGAGGUUGUACAAAUGGUUAUAAUGGUCAUAACCACAUAAUUGUGCUCAACCACAGUUAUUUGUUACAGCAUAUUAGUACAUUUUUCAUUCAUGUAUCAGACAACAUAACCAGUCAUAAUACCCUAAUAGAAAUGUUAUACAGAGCUCCAAAGUCUGCCAGUGUUCAGUGCCAUGUUGGUCUAAUUCUGCUCAUAACAGCCCUGGGGAAGGUUGAGGAAAAUCCUGUUUAUGUUAGCUUGACCUUGAGUGAAGACAUAGAAGCCAUUUAAUACACUGAAAGAAGUGUGACUUUAUUAAAAUAAAGUAAAUAGUUAUCAUUUUAAAGUAGCAUUUUAACUUUUAAGUGCAUACUAAUUCACCAGUGAUUCAAAUAGGUCUGGUGUCGUGCUCACUGAUGGUUGUUUCCUCUAGUUUGAGAAACAAUCAAUUAAUCAGAUCUUUGUAGGUAAGAUUAAGAGUGAAAUCGGCUUACUGUCUAGCUACAGCCAUGAGGAGUACAGACAAAAAGAUGGCUGCAAAAAUGAUGAGAUGUUGUACAGGUUGUUGUAGGUCAAAAAAUAAUAACUCAUAAAUCAACUUAUUUCUUUGAUCAUUUUGAAAAACUGCUACCACAGCAUCUGCGUGGAAUGAAAAUGACGAUAAAUCAGUGAAUAGUGAUUGAUUAAAGCAAAACAAAGAUUGUCUCCUUUCAAACAGAAAUGAGCUGAACAUGAACAUGAUGUUAGGCUGACAGACUUACUCAUUGGAUUAAGUAAAAUCUGUGAUGAACAGUCCUCAUAGGAGAAAAGACAAAUAACUAAUUUGUGUUACAGCUUGAGCUUUCCUAGAAGGCAGAGCAGCCACUGAGGCAGAAAUUACUUACUAUGGACUAGCUAACAUAAACUCUUAGUGGAAAAAUAGCCUACAUAUAAUUAAAAAGUUAAAAAUGGACAUUUCUACAGUAUGGUUCCCUUUUAUUGGUUUAUUUCACAAGUAUUAGUUACGUAUUUACAUUACAUAGUUAGUAUGGAGUCUGAAUAUUAGCUACUACAGUAUAUUAUUAAAAUGUAAUUAGGUCAAAGUCACAAAUGUUAAGACUUUGCAUUCUGCAGUUGUUUAAAUGUUGUGGGGAAAUAUUAACAGCAUUUACUGUGGAGAUCACACCAUUCUCACUGAAGGACAUCCAACUAUAGAGACUUUAAAAGAUCACUGUAUAUAAUAUAGACAGUACUUGUUCCUAAUGGUAAAUGCCCUCAGACUUUUCUUCUCUCUCAUCCUUUUUCCAAAAGGCUUCAUUAAAAUGUUUGGUAAUGAGAAAAACUGGCCUUUGAGGUGUAAGGUGUAACUUUACGGUUAAUUUGAGCCGCUGUGUCCCGGAUGUUUGGGGACGUUACAGAGGUUAGGGAUAGGACAGUUUAAUGCUGUCUAUCAAAAUGCUACUGGCAAACAGCUAAAUACAUUUAAUUAAGUCCACUGUUGCUGUUCGGCAGCCAGAAAAGAUGAAGAUGUGCUCCUGACCUGAUUAUAUGUUGUCAACGUUUUGAUGUCAACAACUGCUUUAUGCACACACACACACACCCAAAACAUACACUUUUCUUUUUAAUAUAUCUUCAUGUGAAAAUAUAAAUGUAAGAUUAUGAAACAAGGGAGAUUUUCAUUACCUGGGAGAAGUUUUUAUGUAAGAGAACAUUUUAUAUGUGUAAAAUAUGGAGAGUAUUUUUCUUAUUCUUGUACUUUGAAAUUGUAUAUGAGACAGGGGAGCUGAUACAAGCAGUUUGUGUGUGCAAGAUUGCUGAAUGUGUUCACAUGCACACAGUGUUUGGUUUAUGUUCAGAACAUUAAUGAUAAAUGAAGGAGGUCUUUUUCAGAAAUUUCCAUUUCCAGAUUUAGGUAAAACAUCAAUUCUGCUUUAAUUUGUAAUGUAUGCAUGUCAAUAGAUGCUGUGGAAAUACUGAAAUACUCACUAAAAAUGAACAUUGGACAUUGGUGUGCAUGUCAACGCAGUCAAUUAAAGUAUCAUGUUAGGUGCUAAUCAUGGCUUAUAAACAACAUUUAUCCUUGCUUUUAUAUAAUUAUCUUUGUGUGUCCCUACCAACAUAAAUAGGGGUUUAAAUAUAAUAAGGCAAACACCAAUCUAUUGUAAUGGUCAUAUUAAAGUGGCAAUCUCAAAGAUGUCCAAAGAUUUUCAUUUAAAUAAAUGUCUGUUAAGUCCCUAUCUUUCGCUGAAUAAGGUAACACAAUGGUGAUUGGGCCUAUGGCCCACUGAUGACAGCCCUUGCAUUUGCAGUAUUAUCAAAGAGUAUGAUUAUUAGGAACUGGGUGUCAGCGGUGACUUUCCCACAAUGCAUUCAAAUCAGCUGACGCAACAGACUCGCACUUCAUUCGUUUGUGUGUGAAGCGGCUUAUCUUUGUAAAAGCUUACUCUUUUUACUGGUGAAGUUUUAUUGCACAUACAGUAAGUGUCUCUCCUAUGUUGUACUGUGUGUGCAUCACACACAGAGAAGGCUGAGUCCUGCCCCUCGCUGCUCCUCAGAGCAGAGGAGAGGAGACAAAGUAACACGGUCAUAAAUGACAGCAAAAACACAGAGUCUCACACUGA
Molecule: messenger RNA, 7864 nt
Organism: Thunnus maccoyii (southern bluefin tuna)
Lineage: Eukaryota; Metazoa; Chordata; Actinopteri; Scombriformes; Scombridae
Gene: pard6a
Product: par-6 family cell polarity regulator alpha
Exons: 6
Coding region: 329-1606 (425 amino acids)
Biological process (GO): establishment or maintenance of cell polarity; regulation of cellular localization; centrosome cycle
Cellular component (GO): nucleus; apical plasma membrane; cell cortex
Molecular function (GO): protein kinase C binding
Source: RefSeq, a predicted model, not a curated record